Molecule: messenger RNA, 2091 nt
Organism: Anopheles funestus (African malaria mosquito)
Lineage: Eukaryota; Metazoa; Arthropoda; Insecta; Diptera; Culicidae
Product: modifier of mdg4-like
Exons: 2
Coding region: 348-1517 (389 amino acids)
Biological process (GO): regulation of transcription by RNA polymerase II
Cellular component (GO): nucleus
Molecular function (GO): protein binding
Source: RefSeq, a predicted model, not a curated record
GGCAAUUUGUUUCGCGGGAACGCUAAAAAAACUGUUUUUUUUUAUCGGAACAUUAUGUGCAAUUAGGUAUAUUGAAACAUAUUCAUAGGUACAAUCGUUCUUGUUACAUUUCAAACUCUUCAAGCAGCCAAAAUAUGGUUUCAAAAGAUUAUUGUGUUUACGAUUCAUGUACGUCAACGCAGAUUGGCCAGUCUGUCAUUUGCCGCUUUCCGAGCAACUUAGUUUACGCAGAAUCGUUUGCGCAAAGCAAUUGACAAAAACUCGCGUGCAGCAUUUUGCUCUCGAUAUACACGUGCGAAGGGUGAUUCCUACGAGUGUAUCCACGUCCGAGGGAAAUACGCCUGAAAAUGACCAGCCAGCAGACCCUAUCUCUGCGAUGGAACGAUUUUCCGUCACACAUUGCAAGUGCAUUCGAAUCGCUUCUUUACAAAGAAGAUCUCGUAGAUGUAACCCUUUAUUGCGAGGGUCGUAAAAUACGCGCACACAAGAUCUUGCUAUCGGCUUGCAGCUCCUACUUUAAAGACAUCUUUAAAGAAAAUCCAUCCCAGCAUCCGAUUAUCAUCUUCAAGAAUGUCAAUUAUACGGAUAUGUACAAUUUGAUAAAGUUUAUGUAUAAGGGAGAGGUGCAAGUGCCGCAGGAAUCAUUAGCUUCUCUUCUCCAGACGGCCAAAAAGCUGUCCGUUCAUGGUUUAUCUGUACCAGACGUUGAGGAGCUGAAAUUACCCACAACUAUUCAGGAUCCAUCGACAUCUAUGCUGGCGCAAAAAAUACUUCAAGCACAUUCACGAACCAUGAACAAUGCCACGAUCACGUCGGAUCGCGUUUGCUUUGCGCUACCAUCUGAACCGGUCUUUUCGGCACAUAUGAAGACGGAGUCUACCGUCUCGCAACAGUUGAACAACGAAUUGUUGCCAAUACCGACCGAAGAUCUCACCACUGCGCUUGGUAGCUCGGUUGUUCCUCAGGCACCACAACAAGAACAACAACAACAAACCACAUCGGCCAAAAAAAAUCCACAUCAAUCGACUGCCGCAACACAAACACCAACGACGGAUCAAGAACAGCAUCAGCAUCAGCAAACAAACUUCCUUGCGCAAAAAUCAACCGAAUUGAUCAACGUUGGCGAUGGUUUGGCGACAACCAGCAGCGAGAGUAACGCGUACACGCAAAUGGAUGAUUUUGAAAUGACGUGCGAAGACUUUGCAAACCAGUUCGAAUCGGAACAACCGAGUAAUUACGAAAUAGAAAUCGUCGAUAUGGGUUUGAAUAACACGUGUCUGGAUGAGGACGAGGAGGCUUCCACACAAACGAUACAAGACCUGAUAUCGCUGACCACUAAAAAGGCUCUGAAGAAAAAGUAUAAAUGUAACAUAUGUUUCAAAAGCUUCGUCGCCUGUAAAUCGCUCAGCAUGCACAUUGCUACACAUAGUGGGCGCACUAAAUGUAACAUCUGCGGCCUGGUACUGUCGCGGACAGCCAAUCUGAAGCGGCACAUAAGGCUAAAGCAUGAACCGUGAACCAACGGCAGAUAUCGGAUAUAUCUUGAAUAGAAGUUAUCAGCUUUCAGAGAUUACCUAUAUUGAUGUUUGAAAAACAGUUUCAUGAGUUAAAUUCAUAAGUUCACGAAUUGUACCAUGAUUAAAUCAUUUAAUCAUAAUUAAUCAUAAUCAUAAUUUUUACGUCCCAACUCCUUAUUGCAUCCUGUGAGGAUAGCAUUAUAGCAAUGUAAAACAUGCAUCACGAAAAAAAUGACAAAAGAAAAACGUUUGUCUUGACAAACUCUACUACUGAACUAUACUAUUGUAUAAGUUAGUUAAUGUAUACACAAUUGAGAAGCAAUAAACAGCCAUCAUGUAAUGAAUUUAAAAUAUACGGUUCAAUUGCUUUUUUUUAAAUUUAUUUUCAACUUUUUCAACCAGGCCGUGAGAAUUCACACAGCCGUUACAAUUUUAAAAGUAAUAGAAAUUUAACGAGUUAACAGGGUUUUAUAUUCGAUCAAACCUAACAUAAUCUUAGCUUUACGAGAUAUUAUAAAAGUCUGCUUUCUGCUGAUUAAUUUAAAGUUUCCAUUGCAAUCCUCGGACAUUGAUU